AUGGCAUUGGAAGCAAUUCUCAGGCAAACGUUUGAGCAGCAAACAGCGGCUAUUCGAUACGAGCUUGGCGACCAGCAUACCUAUGAUUUUGUCGAAGGGGUAGUACCCUGGGAGUCAUCACUUAAGGAUACUAUGAGCACGGACGAAGAAACUUUCACUUUCUGUGACCCUGACCAGCCGCAUUCCUGCCGGAAGUCUGCUCAUGACCUUGAGGAGUACAUAAAGGAGGAGGGCCCUUUCGACGGAAUCAUUGGAUUCAGCAUGGGGGCAACUAUGGCACUGUCAUGGUUGGUAAACUGGUAUCGAUCUAGGAAUGGAAGUGGGCCCAAUGGUGCGCCAUUUAAAGUGGCGAUAUUUUUCUCAAAUGCCGGACAGCCUUACGAUCACAACGCAUUGGACGAGGACCGCAUUGCAUAUUUGGAUUUUGCCCAGGUAGGUAUGGUACUCGAUUUGCCUACUGCUCAUAUCUGGGGAUCAGCAGACCCACAUAAAGGAGAGGCACAACGGGCUGUGAGUUUCUGUAAUGCGGACAAAAGAUCCACCUUCGUGCACGCAAAUGGUCAUGAAAUUUCCAGUUCAGCUGAAGACACGGUAUCCAUUUCAAAGAUUAUUAAUAGGGCCAUUUACCAAGUCCAGGAUAAAUGA
Molecule: messenger RNA, 645 nt
Organism: Aspergillus alliaceus
Lineage: Eukaryota; Fungi; Ascomycota; Eurotiomycetes; Eurotiales; Aspergillaceae
Product: serine hydrolase FSH
Exons: 4
Coding region: 1-645 (214 amino acids)
Cellular component (GO): cytoplasm; nucleus
Source: RefSeq, a predicted model, not a curated record